Chelonoidis abingdonii (Abingdon island giant tortoise) is the source of this 1232-nucleotide messenger RNA. NCBI's taxonomy places the organism in Eukaryota, Metazoa, Chordata, Testudines, Testudinidae. The record is from RefSeq and is a predicted model, not a curated record.
AUGCCGAGAGUUCUAGACCUUUGUGAUAUUGGAAGAAUUCUGGAGGUUUUGCACUGUGUGUUGGUGGAAAGUCCAGAAGCUCUAAACAUUAUUAAGGAAGGACAUAUUAAAUCGAUUAUCCGUCUUUUGGACAAACAUGGAAGAAACUAUAAGGUUUUAGAUGUCUUGUGCUCUCUCUGUGUAUGCCAUGGAGUAGCUGUGCGGUCUAAUCAACAUCUUAUCUGUGACAAUCUCCUACCAGGAAGAGAUCUCCUCCUACAGACACGCCUUGUGAAUCAUGUGAGCAGCAUGAGACCCAAUAUCUUCCUUGGGAUCAGCGAAGGCUCCGCCCAAUACAGAAAAUGGUACUAUGAGCUUAUGGUGGACUACGUGGAGCCCUUUGUGACAGCAGAAGCAACUCAUCUUCGAGUGGGCUGGGCUUCAACAGAGGGCUAUUCACCAUACCCUGGAGGAGGUGAAGAAUGGGGUGGAAAUGGUGUUGGCGAUGACCUGUACUCUUAUGGAUUUGAUGGUCUUCAUCUGUGGUCAGGCUGUAUUGCACGGACAGUCAAUUCUCCCAAUCCACAUUUGUUAAGAACGGAUGAUGUCAUCAGCUGCUGUUUGGAUCUAAGUGCCCCAAGCAUCUCAUUCCGGAUAAAUGGUCAACCAGUUCAAGGGAUGUUUGAGAAUUUUAACAUAGAUGGUCUCUUCUUUCCAGUCGUCAGCUUCUCUGCAGGAAUAAAGGUACGUUUUCUGCUUGGAGGCCGCCAUGGAGAGUUCAAAUUCCUGCCUCCACCUGGGUAUGCUCCUUGCUUUGAAGCUGUUCUGCCAAAAGAGAAGCUAAAAGUGGAACAUAGCCGAGAAUACAAACAGGAUCACCACUGUACAAGAGACCUAUUGGGUCCAACCAUCUCUUUAUCCCAAGCAGCCUUCACACCAGUUCCCGUAGAUACUAGCCAGAUUGUUUUGCCUCCUCACCUGGAAAGAAUUAGAGAAAAAUUAGCAGAGAACAUCCAUGAACUCUGGGUUAUGAAUAAAAUUGAACUUGGCUGGCAGUAUGGCCCAGUUAGAGAUGACAACAAAAGACAACACCCGUGCUUAGUAGAGUUUUUAAAGUUGCCAGAGCAGGAACGAAAUUAUAAUUUACAAAUGUCACUUGAGACGCUGAAAACCUUGUUGGCAUUAGGUUGUCAUGUUGGAAUUGCUGAUGAAUAUGCUGAAGAAAAAGUGAAAAAACUGAAACUUCCUAAGAA